AUGUCGAUGAGGGCAUCGCCACUGAGCGUGGAUCUAACCCCACCCUCCAAUGGACACAAUCACGGCCAUAGUCGUGGUCGUGGGCACUCUCGAUCAAACCGCUGGGCGCAACCUCCACCUCCCCUCUCUCAGCCAGCCGAAACUAGCCUUCCAGAACACCCGGAGCCGACCAAAACGGUGAACCUGGGUUAUCCAUAUGGGCAUACACGUCAAGGAUCUGGCCACAGCCAUCAUACACAUUCUCAUGCACACCAUACUCACAAUCAUAGUGUGUCAUCGAUUCGCCACGAUGUGGGAGAUCACCAAGGUGCCUAUGGUGUUCAUGGGAUAUUGUCUAGGGAUACGAAUUUAUCGGCAGAACUUAGCCUAGAUAAGACGCCUGAGUUUCUAACUAGUGCAUUCAUCGUGCUGCCGUGGAUUGCGUUGUCCUGGUAUCAAAGACAACAUGCCCAGGCACAAGCUUCGUCCGGUGAAGAUAUUCCUCUUACAGCUACCACUGUUUCUGUUGGCCAAAUUGGUCAUAAAACGUGCUUCUUAACAGCACUCACCCUUAUCAUCUUCGGCUCCGGUCAAAUAUUACGGACGAGCUACCAGAAGGCCGGCCCGUCCAGUCUCCCAUCCAUCAAACUCCAGACAUUGACUUCUCGGAGCGCCCAAACAGCCCUUUCACAGAUUAUAUCGGUGGCAUUGCCAAUAUUUGCGGCACUCAAGGUCGGAGGCUUUUUGGUAGCAUUCACCAUCCUUCUUGCGACCGCGUCAGGGGUUCCUGCCAUCAUGAACGGGGCCUCGCGUGCUCAAGAGAAAUACAGCAAGAAGACCAUGUCUAUCGCCCUACUGCUGGUGGGCAUUAUAUCCAGCUACCUGGGGCUGAACCGUGCCUGGGACGUAUCUCCGGUGAUUGGAUAUGCGGCGCUUUUAUGCUCCGUUUUUAUUGCCCCUCCUCCAUUUCCUUCCCUCCGUCAUAAUGGUCCUAUUCCCGAGCCUGGUCUCGUCGCUCCACAGAGCAAGUCUCCGGGGCCUGACCACUCUUCGGUAGUAGUCACAACCGAUGCCCCACUCGCUAUCAUCGCUGGGUUCUCCCUCGCAAUCUCGACCAUACUUCUCAAUCGAGGGUCUGUCUUCGGCAUCUCGAAUUUCGCAUACGUCUCGAUUCCUACAGCUCUUUUUGCUGUUUCGCUUAUGAUCUCCGAGCCCACAACCCUCCGCUCUCCUAACAAGACCGGACUCGCCAUGUCCGCUGGGGCUGCAGCUUUUCUUUCUUCUCCCCAUGCCCAGGAUGACUUGCUCAUGGUUUAUGCUAUGCGUGGUAUUCUAGCCGUUGCCUCAUUUUUCGCGUCUCGAAGGGAUGAUGCUCAUUUGCAUUUGGAUGCGCAUGCGCAUAGUCAUACGCAUGGCCAUUCGCAUUCACAUUCGCACACUACGACAGACACCACCAGAGUAUCCAAAUGGCUCCUCCAUAAGAGUGAGCCAUAUCCGCUGUUGCACAGCAUUCUCAAGGAAAAAGACUCUCGUAGCAUUUUCUACUUUAUGUGCCUGAAUUUUACCUUCAUGCUCGUCCAACUAUCAUACGGUUUCCUGACUGGAUCACUGGGUCUGCUCAGUGACAGUAUUCACAUGUUCUUCGACUGCCUUGCACUUGUUGUUGGUUUAUGUGCUGCUGUCAUGAGCAAGUGGCCUCCAAACGCUCGGUUCCCCUAUGGCUAUGGAAAGGUCGAUACUUUGUCAGGAUUCGCUAAUGGCAUCUUCCUCAUGAUCAUCAGCGUAGAGAUCAUCUAUGAGGCGGUGGAGCGGCUCUCGUCGGGGAGUGAGAUGCACCGCAUCGGCGAGCUUUUGAUUGUCAGCAUUGCUGGUCUGGCAGUUAACCUGGUCGGGAUUUUCAGCUUUGAGCAUGGCCAUGCUCAUCACGGCCACGAUCAUGGACACGACCAUUCUCAUGGCAAUGAGAACAUGCAUGGCAUCUUCUUGCACAUCCUCGCUGAUACGCUUGGUUCAGUGGCAGUUGUCAUUUCCACCAUUCUUGUGCAUUACUCUGGCUGGUCUGGGUAUGAUCCAUUGGCGUCGUGCUUCAUUGCCGUAUUGAUUUUCGCGUCCGCUGUUCCUUUAGUCAGCAGUACGGCAAAGACAUUGCUUCUCACUCUGCCAGCCGACACGGAAUAUAACGUUCGGGAAACACUGGCGGGAGUCAGCACUCUCAGAGGCGUGGUCAGUUAUACGGUGCCUAAGUUCUGGCUUGAUGAGACGGGAGUGUCUUCCGGUCAUAGCCAUUCCCAUGGCCAUUCUAGCCAAAAAGAUUGUGACCACGAUCAUAGCCAUAGCGAGCAUCAUCACGGUCAUGAUCAUGAACAUCACCACAGCCACGAUCACGACCAUCAUCACGAUCACGCACAUGAGAAAAAGCCUCAAAGUGUCUUCGGUGUGAUCCAUGUCAUUGCUUCUAGGGGUGCCGAUGUGGAAGAUGUGCGUCAUCGGACCGUUGAAUUCCUCCGAGAGAAGAAUAUGGACAUUCUCGUUCAAGUUGAGCGUGAUGGUGAUGCGCGCUGCUGGUGUGGCGUGGGAAGCAAAAGCUUUUGA
Messenger RNA from Penicillium bovifimosum, 2571 nucleotides. RefSeq names its product metal cation transporter MSC2. Gene Ontology annotation, cellular component: membrane; Golgi apparatus. Bases 1 to 2571 code for a protein of 856 amino acids. Gene Ontology annotation, molecular function: zinc ion transmembrane transporter activity. The record is from RefSeq and is a predicted model, not a curated record. Gene Ontology annotation, biological process: zinc ion transport; intracellular zinc ion homeostasis; transmembrane transport. The transcript is spliced from 4 exons. NCBI's taxonomy places the organism in Eukaryota, Fungi, Ascomycota, Eurotiomycetes, Eurotiales, Aspergillaceae.